Klebsormidium nitens is the source of this 2564-nucleotide messenger RNA. The record is from the annotation of a GenBank genome assembly. Lineage: Eukaryota; Viridiplantae; Streptophyta; Klebsormidiophyceae; Klebsormidiales; Klebsormidiaceae.
AUACUAUCAGCACUGGCGACGACUUCCUACCUGCAUUUGAGGCGUGGGAAAAUACAGCUGCUUCUGUAGCAAUAAUUGAAUGCCACAAGGGGCGCACAAUGUGGCCUUCUCGUUACGUAACUACGGCCAGUUAUGCAAUGAAUCCUUUAAGCUGAGGAAGCCAAAUUAACGAUCGCCAUGAGCUGCUGAAUGAGCUGAACAAACUGCCAGAAAUACCGUAAAAGCAUUCACCCAGUACUGCGAAGGAGCUGACUGCCCCAACAUAUCCAGAUUGUGGCAACCAGCCAGUGCGCCCUUGUUGAUUCGCAUGAGCCAUUGAGAGAGACUCGCCGUGAGCUGCUCAGCUCCAGACGCGCGCCGCCAGCAUAUCUGAGCCCACAAAACAUCGCAAUGGGGGAGGGACAUGAGUUCCCAGUCUUUGACACAACAAACGCAAAGAACGCCGUGGAACGGCUGGACCUCACCGGGAAACGCCGCAAAUAUGGUCCCAGGACGAAGAAGUGGAUGGCGUUCAAGAACAAGCUUGUUCGCAAGGAGAAUCUCAUCUUCUUCACCAUCGCUGGGGUUUCCGGUGGGAUUGCCAUCGGAGCCGGGCUGUACACCUCCAAGCCAAGCCCAAGGGCUAUCGAGUUGAUUGGGUACCCGGGUGAAUUGUUCCUGAACGGGCUGUCAGAGCUUGUACUCCCCCUAGUAGCGUUGGCGCUGAUGACCGGAGUGAUGAGCCUGCGGCACACAACAAGCGGGGCUGCAAACAUUGCCAAGUGGGCCAUGAUGUACUACUUCACUUCCAUGUUCCUUGCAGUUGGCCUUAGUGUUGCGCUCGUGUAUGCAAUCAGGCCUGGGUCGGGCCGACCCUUUGGCAACGGGGAUUUGACGCAGUGCGGCAAGGCCAAAAACUCUACCGUCGCUAACUCAGUGAGCACCUCAGCCGGCGAUGCCGUGGAGUCACUGUUGAACCUUGGAAGGAGCAUGUUUCCCAGCAACAUCGUUGUAGCAUCCUACGGCAACAACUAUCUUGGGGUUAUGGUGUUCUCCAUCUUCUUUGGGGCCGUCCUCAUCAGUCUGGGUCCAAUGGCUGAGCCUCUGAUCAAGGUGAUUGAGAUCGCUAACGACACCAUCAUGGGCAUGAUUACGCUCGUCAUCUGGCUGACGCCAAUUGGCGUCGGGUCAUUGGUCGCGGGGUUCAUCCUCAAGGCGUGCAACAUCACGGCCGUUCUCAAGGCCCUGGCCAAGUACGUCGCGACGGUUUUGGCAGGAUUCGGAAUUCACCUCUUUAUAUUCCUGCCACUGACCUGCUUAACCUUCUCGGGGAUCAAUCCGCUGAGAGUCUUCAGGGCAUUCAGCCCGGCCCUGUUCCUUGGCUUCGGAACGGCUUCGAGCGCAGCCACCAUGCCGGUCACCAUGCAGAACGCAGAGGACUUUGGGGCGGAGUCCAGCAUCGUCAAGUUCGUCGUUCCGCUGGGAACCAACUUCAACAGGCAAGGCUUUUCGAUCCGGAAUCUUGGAGAUGGUGCAGCUCUCUAUGAGGCCACGUCUGCACUCUUCAUUGCUCAGGCCCAUGGCGUCAAGCUGAGCGUGGGAAACGUCAUUGUGCUGGCGAUCACCGCUACCCUGGCUGCCAUUGGAUCCGCCUCCAUCCCAAACAGCGCCAUCGUAACUUUGAUCACCGUGCUCCGGGCUGUCGGUCUAAGCCAGUACGUCGGAGACAUCUCGGUGCUCAUCGCCGUGGACUGGUUCUUGGGGAUGGCCAGGACUUCCGUCAACAUCUUUGGUGAUGCCUGCGCUGCCAUUAUCGUGGACAAUUGGUCUAGGCGCCAUGAGGCGUGGAAGAUCAAGAAUGCGGACAAGUUGUACGAAACGGACUCGGACGUCGAGGACGGGCCUGCGGUUGACAAAACGGAGGCUUGAUCGACGGGGAGGAAAAGAAUGUGUAGUAGUAACGAGACCGACUUCUAACUUCGAUGGGGGUCAGUGUUCUGGGUGUAUCUUAUAAGGAGGUCAAGUGACGGCAGCCGACUGAUUUCGGAAGAAGACGCGUGUGUUUGUAAGGUUGUGCCACUACGAGGGGGGGGUGGAUGGGCACGAGAUGACUGGAUCGUGGUCAGCGCAGCCGCUCCAAUCUGGUUUUCAUAAGUACGGGCAUUGAUCUCAGCGUUAAUGGACUCUUUCUUAGCGCCGCAGCAAGUGCAGCUAGAGGCUUCGAACCCUCCAACAAAUAGUCUGUAGUAUUGUAUGCUUUCUAAGGUCAAUAUAGGAGAGUAGGAGCGUGAACGUCUUUACUGAUGUAUACCCCUAACGUCGACACAGAAGCUCGACGGUCAAGGAAAUGCAGGUGUAGUUCCUUAUCUAGGAAGCACGUGGUGGACUACCAUCGGUGGUCCUGAUAAAUUUGCAUUAGGGUCAAAUUGCAUUUGAGAAUUUGACUUAGUAGAAGUACUAAGAGGUCAAAGCGUUGUCAAUCGAAACGAGCGUUGAAUUGAGGGAGUAUGAGGGGGGUAUAUUACAAAGUACAAAUUAUAUAAGUUGCACGUUAGAAGCCAAAAACUGUGCUGGGCUUAUCAGGG